GUUUAACCGUAACGCGGCUGUUUUGUAUUAUUUACAAGAAUCCCCUACGCACCCACACACAACCACAUACGACUUGAAGUCGCGCUUGUCAAAUUUAUUGGCACAGGAAAGCUGAUCCGCGGAUUAAGUUCUCAAGUGCUCAAGCUGUAGUUUUUCUUAUCUCGGCUCUGGACCGAAUUUCUCCGGUUUCCAGUCACCGCAGCGGCUUUAAAUGUGACUCGAAUCAACGCUCGUCCUCUCGGCUCUUCGCUGGUGUCCUCGAAUCAAGUGAAUCCUCAACAGACCAAAGAAGUCUACCAGUUUACUGGAUCAGUAUCUAUGAAAAUUGCCUCGACUUUUAACCAAAUCCAUGAAUUCUCGAAUGUAUUUCAGAGGUGAAAAAACACCACGCUACACUCAACGCGAACGAAAUAUGGUACUUGGGUUCGCAGCACAAUACAAAGAUAUUAUUGAGAACAAGCGUACCGACGCUGAAUCGAAUCGCAAGAAAGAUGAAGUGUGGAGAAUAAUUGCCAAAGAAUUCAAUACUCGUGUCUACCACCAAAGAUCAUCAAAACAGCUUCGACAGUUGUACAAAAACAUGAAACUCCUCUUGAAGAAAGACUUAUCGGUUGAAGGCAGAAAGCGAAAUUUCAUGGAUAUUCUCAAUACUCUAUCACAGCAGUCGCCAUUGCAUCCAUACCCAAACUACCCGCCACUUAACAUAAAAACAGAUUACGACGAGGAAGACGAUGAGCGGAACGGAUCAAGUUCUUACAACAGCAGCGAACAACCCGAUAACGAUGUCGUGGUCAUAAAAUCCGAAGACUUCAGUGACAAUGACCAAUCGUACAACAACGACGACAUGGACGACUCAAUUAGCAAUAAAGAUAUUCCAGAAGUGUGUUUAGAUGAGCCUGAUGGUGAUGAAGAAUACAACGUCGACCAAAUGCCUCACAGCCUAAACUUGAAGGAUACUUCGAAAGGUGGCGAUUUCAAGUGUGAUUCACUAAUCGCGUUGGCAAUCGAAGAGAGGAAACGGAAAAUCGACUUAAUCAACGCACAAAUUGAGUAUUGGCGAGCGUUAACAAAGAAACUGGAGAGCACAAGCAGUAGUAGCCACUGUCCAUGUCAAAUGCCACGAAUGAAUGGCGUAAACCAAAGCUAGUCAAAAUAUGUGUUAUAUUUUUCGUUUGAAUUUUAUUUAUUUAGUUCAUAUGGUACAAAUAUGGUGUCAUUUAUGUUUAAAGCAGAUAUUAGACCAAAAUCAAUUUGUUAAUUAGAACAGAUAAUAGUUCCUAAUAACGACACUAACUUAUAUUAAUUUAUUUGAAAUUGGCCAUAGCUUAAUUAACCAAAGAUCAAAGAAACCUUGAAUGUGUGUGUAACGUAAUGUGUACUUAUACUAAAUAAUUUUAUAUGUAUUUUAUUGCCCAAAACAUUGUAUUUCGUUUGACUUUAAAAUCUUAUUUGUUUAGAAUACCUAUUUAUUCAUUUCUCCCUUAUGCAAGGACAAACCUACAGUUCGGAAAAGUAUUCUCGUGGUCCUUGUCUUAAGCUUAGACUGAGAUGUACUUUUUAAUAUUUUGAAACUUGCCUAGUCAAUACAUGUGGAUUAUACAACAA
Hermetia illucens (black soldier fly) is the source of this 1605-nucleotide messenger RNA. RefSeq lists its product as uncharacterized. The record is from RefSeq and is a predicted model, not a curated record. The transcript has 4 exons. Lineage: Eukaryota; Metazoa; Arthropoda; Insecta; Diptera; Stratiomyidae. Bases 350 to 1147 code for a protein of 265 amino acids.